This is a messenger RNA of Ctenocephalides felis (cat flea), 2052 nucleotides long. It is a transcript of the gene Papss, whose product is annotated as bifunctional 3'-phosphoadenosine 5'-phosphosulfate synthase. The transcript has 14 exons. The record is from RefSeq and is a predicted model, not a curated record. Lineage: Eukaryota; Metazoa; Arthropoda; Insecta; Siphonaptera; Pulicidae. Gene Ontology annotation, biological process: sulfate assimilation; 3'-phosphoadenosine 5'-phosphosulfate biosynthetic process. Gene Ontology annotation, molecular function: adenylylsulfate kinase activity; sulfate adenylyltransferase (ATP) activity; ATP binding. Bases 29 to 1930 code for a protein of 633 amino acids.
GUUUCCGGCCGAUUAAAAUUCAAACAAAAUGUUCCGUAAUAAUGGAUACAGAUAUCACGCCAACGGGUUUAAUAAUAAUAACAAUCCGUGUCUACAAGUGGCGACAAAUGUGACUGAACAGAAGCACCACGUCUCUAGGGCGAGCAGAGCCUCAGCUCUGGGGGCCCUCCGGGGCUUCCGAGGGUGCUGCGUUUGGCUCACCGGACUCUCCGGAGCCGGAAAAACAUCUAUAGCUUUUCAACUGGAAGCUUACUUGGUCGGAAGAGGAAUUCCUGCCUAUGGCUUAGAUGGAGACAACGUCAGAACUGGUUUGAAUAAAAAUUUAGGAUUUUCAAAAGAAGACCGAGAAGAAAAUAUACGAAGAGUUGCUGAAGUUGCCAAAUUAUUUGCUGAUAGUGGAGUUGUUUGCAUUUGCAGUUUUGUUUCACCAUUUGCAGAGGAUCGUGAAUUGGCCAGAAAAAUCCACAAAGACAGUGAUCUGCCUUUCUUUGAGGUUUACGUAAAUACACCAUUAGAAGUUUGUGAAACCAGAGAUGUCAAAGGACUUUAUAAAAAGGCCAGACAAGGAGUUAUUAAGGGCUUCACCGGUCUAUCACAACCUUACGAACCUCCAGAGAACCCUGAUUUAAUCGUUGGCACAGUCGACAGCACCUUACAAGAAUCCACACAACUUCUCAUCGACUUUUUGGAAAACAAAAAUAUAAUCCCAAGCAAUAACCUAAGCAAUGGAGUGCUAGAACUAUUCGUACGACCUGAUCUUUUGCAAACCGUCCAGCAAGAAGCUCAGGCUUUGCAGUCAGUAGAAAUCACUACUUUAGACUUACAAUGGGUCCAGGUUUUGAGCGAAGGCUGGGCAAGUCCUUUGAAAGGAUUUAUGAGGGAAAAGGAAUUUCUACAAAGUCUGCACUUCAAUUGCAUGUGGGAAGACUUUGUCGUAAAUCAGAGUCUGGUCAUAGUUUUACCAGUGUCGACACAAGACAAAGAACGGUUGCAGGAUGUUAGUGCAUUUACUUUGAGAUAUCAAGGAGUUCCAGUAGCAGUCAUCCGUAAACCUGAAUUUUACUAUCACAGAAAAGAAGAAAGAUGCUGUCGACAGUUUGGAACAAACGACACCGGACAUCCUUAUGUUAAGAUGAUUCACGAAUCCGGUGACUGGUUAGUAGGUGGUGAUUUAGAAGUAUUGAACAGGAUAAGGUGGAACGAUGGACUUGACCAGUACAGGUUGACUCCUAGGGAACUCAGGGAUAAAUUCAGGGAAAUGGAUGCUGAUGCUGUUUUUGCAUUCCAGUUGAGAAAUCCAAUUCACAACGGUCAUGCUUUACUGAUGACCGAUACACAUAGACAACUAACCGAAAGGGGAUUCAAAAAGCCUGUAUUGCUGCUGCAUCCUUUAGGUGGUUGGACUAAAGAUGACGAUGUACCAUUAGCUGUACGAAUUGAACAACACAAAAAAGUCUUGGAAGCUGGUGCUUUGGAUGCAUCAAGAACAGUCAUGGCCAUUUUUCCAAGUCCUAUGAUGUAUGCUGGACCUACAGAGGUUCAGUGGCACGCAAAAGCUCGUAUGAAUGCAGGAGCAUCCUUCUACAUCGUUGGCAGAGACCCUGCAGGCAUGGCUCACCCGAAAGGUUCAGACCUCAGCAAAGGAGGUACCCCCGAUGGAAAUUUGUAUGAAGGAACACACGGUUCGAGGGUUUUGAGCAUGGCUCCUGGCUUGGACGGAUUAGAAAUUUUACCAUUCCGUGUAGCUGCUUACGACAAAUCGGUCAGCAAAAUGAGUUUCUUCGAUCCGUCCAGGAAAGGAGACUUUGAUUUUAUUUCAGGGACCAGAAUGAGAGGUUUGGCAAAGAGUGGACAGACUCCUCCUGAUGGUUUUAUGGUGCCGAGUGCCUGGGACGUCUUAGCACAGUACUACAAAAGCCUCAGUUCAUAAAUAGGUGACAAAUAUAUAUAUAUAUAUAUAUAUAUAUAUAUAUAUAUAAUUAGAUUUUUUACAAAUAGAUAAGUCAAAUUUUAACGAUCCAGAUUUUAUAUAAAUUUUAUUGUAUAGAUUUU